GAGGAGAUGGAAGAGGCACGUGGAGUGGAAAAGGUCGGGGUGUGUGGCCGCUUCUAAAAGCCCAAGGAAGGGCAAGCAGCUUCAGUCAGAGGUUUUGGAGAAGCUGAGGAGGGAGAAGACAAUUAAGACAUUCACCAUCUAGUUUGCUCCCCUCCGUGUCGCUGUGACCCGGAAAGAAAAGCGCCGAGCCACCCGGCCCCCCGCGGCAAAGCCCGGUUUGUACGGGAGCCGAGAGGGCGGCCCGCGCUCACACUUCCAUUCACGGCCAGAGGCAGCUGUGACUUGGACGCUGGCACGGGCUUCGCCUGCAACCGCAGCUCCCCCCCCUACUUUCCAUCCAUCCUCCCCACCGAGACGCUCUUUCCAGCGCCCGACACCCCUCGGGGCAGUUGCUUAGUGAUCACUCAGUUAAACAGAAAUGUGAACAGAAAUAAGCUGUGGAGUCUUCUUUGAGAGUGAACUUACUAGAAGACAGCAAGGACCACAUAAUAUUUUGAAAAUGGAAAACAAAGCACCUGUGGAUUCUCAUAAAGUUACCAAAGAAUCUAUCCUAACAGAAGAGCUGAUUACAGAAGGAAAAUGGGUCAAGCUUGAACAAACAACCUAUGUGGAUCCCACUGGUAAAACAAGAACUUGGGAAACUGUGAAACGUACUACUAGGAAAGAAGGACUUUCUGCUGAUGGUGUGGCAAUUAUCCCAGUGUUACAAAGAACUCUUCAUUAUGAAUGCAUUGUCCUGGUGAAGCAGUUCAGACCCCCCAUGGGAGGCUACUGUUUAGAGUUCCCUGCAGGUCUCAUAGAUGACAAUGAAAGCCCAGAGACAGCCGCUCUUCGUGAACUUGAGGAAGAAACUGGUUACAAAGGUGAUGUUGCUGAAUGUUCCCCAGCUGUAUGCAUGGACCCAGGUUUGUCAAAUUGUACCACACAUAUAGUGACUGUGAUGAUUAAUGGAGAUGAUGCUGAAAACGUGAGACCUAAACCAAAGCUUGGAGAUGGAGAAUUUGUGGAAGUAGUUUCUUUACCAAAGAAUGAUCUACUGAAGAGAAUUGAUGACCUGGUAGCUGAUGAACAUCUCAAGGUGGAUGCCAGAGUCUAUUCUUAUGCUUUGGCACUGAAACAUGCCAAUGCAAAACCCUUUGAAGUGCCAUUCCUGAAAUUCUGAAACUGACCAAGACUCACCUCUUUGUUUUUAUAAACGAGGCCAAUCUUUCACAGUUUGGACUUUGUAUUCACAUAGUUAAUGUAGGUUUUGAAUUAGCUUUUUCAUAAAAUAAAGGCAAUAUAGAAUGCA
Molecule: messenger RNA, 1291 nt
Organism: Vombatus ursinus (common wombat)
Lineage: Eukaryota; Metazoa; Chordata; Mammalia; Diprotodontia; Vombatidae
Gene: NUDT5
Product: nudix hydrolase 5
Exons: 11
Coding region: 500-1162 (220 amino acids)
Biological process (GO): nucleoside phosphate metabolic process; ribose phosphate metabolic process
Cellular component (GO): nucleus
Molecular function (GO): ADP-ribose diphosphatase activity
Source: RefSeq, a predicted model, not a curated record